GUCGGCCACAUUAUCUGAUAAGCCAAAACCACUAAGUUCUGCCAGUACUUAUAGAGAGCCCGUGCUUGAUUACUGUACAGAAUUGCGCUUACCUGGCCCUCAACACUCGAUCCACCAUGAGCUCCGCGCUGACUGGUAAACUCAAAGCUUUUGUACUUGGUUCGCCUAAUGCCAAAAAAGUCUACCAGAAUCUCCAGGCUGCUGACAUCCCAGUAACGACCGCCGAAUGCAGGUCCUGCGCCGACCCUUGCGAUCAGGACCACGAUGACUUCUCUAGCAGAUUGGAUAUCGACAUGGACUCGGACAUGCUGGGAUCAGUGAAGCCCUACCACCGACAGGUGGUCAUAUCAACCGGAAAGACAGACUGGGCGAACGAGGUGACCGAAGCCGAAGGCACGCUUGCCGCCUUCUUGAACACUGUCAACACUUCCUUGGGCACCUCAAAGAAGCCCAAGUCCAACAACGGUUCCUCACCGCCUGGUGUAUUCUCUCAUACCGAAGCAGGAAGGCUUGCAAUUCUCAAUGGAAGCCAUAAGCCUUUCUCUCAUGACGAGUCGGAAGAGACUGUCAUCGUGCUUCCGGACUUCAUGGUCGUGUCUGGAGUCCCACGCACGUUGGCGGGCGCUGAGGCAUUGUGGAAGGCUGCUGUUGACCCAUCCCUUGAUCGGGCAGGAGUAACUACCCGAACGGACAAUCUGAACACAUGGGUUCUGCCGUACUCGUGUCUGAUAUUGCUGUGCUCGCAUAAGAGACGAGAUAAACGAUGUGCUGUCGCAGCGCCAAUCUUGGAGCAGGCCUUCCAUCAAUAUCUCGAGCGAGAAGGCUGGGAAGUCCAUACUGACCUGCACGAUCUCACCUCCGAACCCUCCCUCGAGUCACAAGCUAGCUCAACCACCGAAAAGGGACAACUAAUCGAGACUCAGCUCAAGUCUCUUCAAGCCGAGCACAAGGCACUGAUCCUCAAGAAUUCGCAUGUCGGCGGGCAUAAAUUCGCAGGCAACUGUAUUAUCUACACUCCUCGUGGAGCCGGUGUGUGGUAUGGACGUGUCACGCCCCAUGAAGUAGAAUCGAUCGUCAAGCACACAAUUAUUGAUGGCCAAGUCCUCCCAAUUAUUCUUCGUGGUGGGGUGGACCUCGCCUGCCGCGGAAAAAAAUCAUUGUACGAUUGGUAACGAAACCAUCACCUAGAUACUCAUGAUGGAUGCUGUAAAUCUGUGGGCGGAAUUCACGCAUGUUUUGGUUGCAGCCACCCAAACG
Suillus clintonianus is the source of this 1257-nucleotide messenger RNA. RefSeq names its product Sucrase/ferredoxin-like-domain-containing protein. The coding region runs from base 117 to 1172 and encodes 351 amino acids. The transcript is spliced from 6 exons. The record is from RefSeq and is a predicted model, not a curated record. Lineage: Eukaryota; Fungi; Basidiomycota; Agaricomycetes; Boletales; Suillaceae.